Messenger RNA from Branchiostoma floridae (Florida lancelet), 1103 nucleotides. RefSeq lists its product as uncharacterized. NCBI's taxonomy places the organism in Eukaryota, Metazoa, Chordata, Leptocardii, Amphioxiformes, Branchiostomatidae. The transcript has 3 exons. The coding region runs from base 139 to 936 and encodes 265 amino acids. The record is from RefSeq and is a predicted model, not a curated record.
CUCCUUUGCAGGGAAUCUGAAGAUGCUGAGUCUCGGAAAGGAUGCGACGUUCACGGCGAAGCGGUGUCGUUAUACUGUCAAGACUGUGAGGCCGCGGUGUGCCCCACGUGUCUGGUGGAGGAACACAACGGACACACCAUGGCCAAACUGUCGGAGGUAGCGGAACAGAAACGUGCCAAGAUGAAGGCCUCCUUAAGCAGCAUACAGGAGGAAUGUCAGGAGUGGAAAGCCUCAGGGGAAAAGUACUGGGGUGAGAUUCAGGCAGGCCUGACUGCAGAGAAAGACCACGCAGCAAGGGACAUCAAUGCAGCAGCCAGGAGGAUAAUCGAGCAGGUGACCCAUGACAAGGAGGCGAGACUGCGUGAGCUGCACACGACGUUCACGUCCCUCUCCGACGCGGUGGAGAAAAAGAAGCAACAGUUCCUCAACUCUUCCAAACAGCGCGAAAAGACUCUGGACAGCAUCGCGGACGACAUCUCCAAGGGCCAUGUGGUCGACCUGGUCCGUCAAGAGGACGAGGUCUAUAGCAAAAUCACCCAACAGAAGAGGGAGGGCUUCCCCACGCUCCCGUGGAGUAACCCCAAACCCUCCAUCCGGUUCCAGCCCUUCCCUCCCCACCCGAACACGACCAUGGUGGGUUACCUCUUCUCCAUGAACCCCUGGUUGCAGAAUCAGCAGCCGUUCGACUACAGCCAGCACCAUCAACACCAGCCGAGGUUCCCGGGCGCCGGCCCGCUGAACGUCUCGUCCGCGAAUGUCCUCCCGGUCGCCGGCCCGUCGUUCGCCGACCCUUUCUCAGGUUCACAGUCGUUGUUCUACUCAGGGCAGCCCCCGCCGCAUCCGCCGCACCAGUUCCACACGUUCCAGGAGCAGUUUUCGGGCGCCAGCGGGUCCAGGUCAGCCUUCGUGCAAUACCCGACAACACAGUCCCACUGAUCAAUGUAGAUUAAUAACGUUAACACUGGUCACUUUUGAUUUGGAAAGUCAAUGAAAAUUAGCCUGGGUACCAUCCUAUUUCUACCAAGGCUCCUUACACUCAGUUCCCUAAAAAAAUAGGGAAGUGAGUGUAAGGAGCCCCGGUAGAAAUAGGAUGGUACCCAGGC